UCUGUGCCGCCAUGACACUUGCACAGAAUAAAAUUAAAUGGCGUUUUGUGUUAUUCACGUAGAUUUAUAAUCUUUCCCGUAUUUCUAAUCUGUUGAAUUGAAUUUCAGCAUGACGGAGAGCGAUACUAAAAAAGCUGACACUGUUUAUUGUUCGUUCGUGAGCAUCCACUAUAUAGUCUGUGAAUGUGGUGAGACUUUUCCUACGGAAGAUGAGUUGAAAUUCCAUUUGGAAACUGAACACCCUCAGGAAAUUAAGAAAAAAGACUUUAAAUGCAGCUUGUGCGACCUAGUAUUCACUACCCAAGAAGAAUGUACAGUGCACCAUCAGGAGGCGCACACCACGAAGAUGGUCCUGGUGAGGCCGCCGUCACCUCCGAAGUUGAAGUUCAUUUUGCAGCCUAUCAAGAAAAAAGAGCCUGACCAGGAUAUAAUAGUGACCAGCGGUAAGCACCCAGGAACAAGGAAGAAGCCACCGAACAAGAACAUUAAGACCAAGGUGUGCGAAGUCUGCGGCAAGAAAUAUACUUCCAAUGCAGCGUUGAGGUACCACCAAAGAAUGCACACGGGCGAGAGACCGUACCAAUGUGAAUAUUGUGAGAAAGCGUUCACCAUGCCUCUGUUUCUGCAGAUCCACACCAGAAUACACACGGGAGAGAAACCUUACCAGUGUCAGAAUUGUCCCAAAGCUUUUGGGAAUAAAGCGGCACUAGUCAGACAUGACAGGGUGCACACGGGAGUGAAGCCCUACCAUUGCCCGCACUGCCACAAGGCGUUCACUCAGUCCAACUCCAUGAAACUCCACGUUCACACCGUACACUUGAAGUUGCCGACUCCUUACAAGAGGAAACGUGGUGAGAAGAUUGUGAAACAGGAAAUGCAGGAUUGGUGUGUCGUUAAAGACGAAGUGCACGACACGAGCGCUUUGUGCGACGAGGAGACGAGGGCGGAGGACGGGAGCGUGUAUUACGACGACGAUGAUGACCAACAGAUUGUCUACGAAGUUGUGUAUGAACAGGAGUGAUUGUGGAAUAAAUAUAUAUGGUCAUAUAUGUGGAUGAAGCAAAGGAAGUAGGUAUGCAGAGAUCGUGGCAAGUGGAAAGAGGUAGUCUCUGCCUACCCCUCCGGGAAAGAGGCGUGAUUUUAUGUGUGUAUGUGUAUACAUAUGGUCACGUCCAUAUCCCUUGCGGGGUGGACAGAGAUGACAGUCUUGAAGACUGAAUGGCCACGUUCAGCUGUUUGGCUUAAUGAUAGAAUUGAGAUUCAAAUAGUGAUAGGUUGCUGGCCCGCCGCCUGAAAAUAAGAAUCCCAAGUUUGUAAGCCUAUCCCUUAGUCGCCUUUUACGACAUCCAUGGGAAAGAGAUGGAGUGGUCCUGUUCUUUUUUGGUAUUGGUGCCGGGAACCACACGGCACCAUAUAAAUAUAUACUUAUAUUGGUACGGGACAAAUUACACAGAUCAAGUUAGCCUCGAAGUGAGUUCGAGAAUUGUGUUAUGAGAUACUAGCUCCUCGAAG
Molecule: messenger RNA, 1512 nt
Organism: Amyelois transitella
Lineage: Eukaryota; Metazoa; Arthropoda; Insecta; Lepidoptera; Pyralidae
Product: zinc finger protein 816
Exons: 7
Coding region: 110-1021 (303 amino acids)
Biological process (GO): regulation of transcription by RNA polymerase II
Molecular function (GO): DNA-binding transcription factor activity; RNA polymerase II cis-regulatory region sequence-specific DNA binding
Source: RefSeq, a predicted model, not a curated record